GCAGUGUCGGAAGCAAGGCAAGCAAGACGACGACAAACCUCGCAGACCACAACAGGCAGCUCCCACUCACAAGCACCUCAACCUGCCUUCCCUGCAUCACGCCCACAACGCCAACAUGUUGAUUAUUGAUGGCGAGGUGAUCCCGGAUGACGAUCCUCGGGCAGUUGCCUUCCGCUCGGGCCAGGAGAGGCGGCGCCCGCGGCGCCAGCCAGCACAACAGCAGCCAGGCGAAGCAGGCGCAGGCAGCAGACGAGGGCAGCAAGCGGAGCGUGUGGUUCCGCGGCGAGGACAACCACCCGGCCCAUUUGGGAACACGAGCGCAAACAAUAGACCAGCACCACCGCGACCUCGGAAUGCAAACAACGCUGCGCUUCCGCAGUGGCUGCAUCCAGACACGCCGCUUGGCAAGAUCAACCAGCAGCUCACAGAAUACUUUGACCCGGUGCAAAUCGGAUCGGUUGUGCUGCAGCCGAUUAUGAUUGUCAUUCUUGUGUCCUCGUACCUGAUCAUUGGACCAGGUGGCCUCAUCAUUGCCGCGCUGCUGCUGUACGCAACCCGCGCUUGAGAUGCGCGAGCGCGCUGUUUCGCUCUUGCAGUAUGUCUACUGUGCUGUUGUUAUGUUACCCUUCACUGAAACCGUUCGCUUCACUUGAGCCCUCUCUGUUCCCUUUCAUCUACUUGCCAUCCUCUCGCAGGGCUGCAUCACGUGGCCCGUGUGUAUAAAGGACAUCACACACGCACCAUGGUCAACAAAUGCAAAGAGCAAAUGGAUGAACACUGAC
This is a messenger RNA of Salpingoeca rosetta, 782 nucleotides long. RefSeq lists its product as uncharacterized. The coding region runs from base 116 to 565 and encodes 149 amino acids. The record is from RefSeq and is a predicted model, not a curated record. The transcript has 3 exons. Lineage: Eukaryota; Choanoflagellata; Craspedida; Salpingoecidae.